AUGGCUCGAUGGGGGCUGUCAUUCUUCGCGCAGGACACAGCUUUGUUACUGAUGCUGCGCCUGCUGCUGGAUGCUGAGUUGCCUCUAUUUGCCGCAGUUGGAUGUUUGCGUUUCUUGGCCACCAGUUUGGCCUGUGUUAUCACGUUUGUCCAGCAUGUCCUCGCCUCAAUCAACAUCUCAUUCUUUGUCGUGGCUGGAUCUGAGCUUCACUGGCGCAACAUCGGCCUGGCGGGGGACUCAUCGUCCUGGUCCGUGCUCUUGACUGGGCUCGUGUCAUGCUCCAUUGCCUUUGUCGCUAUUCUCAUAGCUGGCUGGCUUCUUCAGGACUUUAGCUUUGCGUUUGCCGGCAUGGCUCUCGACAUCGUUAAGCUGCCCCUUACUUUCUUGUUCAGCAAGAUUCCCUAUUGCGGUCGGGGCUCGACCGCGACCGUCAAGUAUGACUACGUACCUCAAAAGGAGAUUGAUCUUGAAGAUGGGUCGGACGGUGAUGGCGACUUCAACUCGGUCGGGAAGCGCAAGCAUUCUGGUCCCGCAACCCUGCGGGAGAACAAGAUGAUGUGGCUGCUCUACACUGUGAUUGGCAUUCUUUUGGUUACACAGGCAGUCUUGGCCAUGGUUCGUCCUGUUGAAAGUUCACUCAUCUUCAUGUCCUGGACGCCGAUUUUGCUGCCCUUUAUCGACUUUGCUCAUUCUUCGCCGACCCUGGCCGGUCUGCUCCCCUACUAUAGUCAGAGUAUCGGUUGGGGCUGGGAUAAUGAGACAGCCCUGGCUGAACCCAUUCGCUGGAACUGGCUGCCCGAAUCGGAAACCCCGCUUCCUGGAUUUGAGGACUGGUAUGAAGCCGAGACGGACCAUUACAACGCUGCUCAGGACCCCCUGAAGAUUUCUAAUUUGGAGAAUGACUUGCUUAAACCUCUCCGAGGCAAGUUGGGUGAUGUGGAUAUUCGGCAUGUGGUACUAAUCAAGUUGGAGAGCACCCGAAAGGAUGUGUUUCCCAUCAAGAAGGAUGGUCAGAUUUGGCAGAAGUUCGCCGAGACUUGGGAGAAUGGUACCUUACCUGAUGAGGUGCAACAGCGGCUUUCAACUCUCACUCAGAAUGCAAAUUUUCUGACGGGCGAUUAUAAUGAUGGAUUUGAACAUGAGACUACUAAGCGACGAGGUGGUUUGAAUGUGAACAACGACCACACAACUGGCACCUACACCCUCAAGAGUCUUCCCGGAACCCUCUGUGGAAUCACACCUCUGGUCGCCGACUUCAAUGUCGAGUAUGCCAACCACAUUUAUCAGCCCUGUCUGCCGCACAUUUUUAACGCAUUCAACGCACUUGAUCAUUCCAACGACUCUGCGAAGCACACCGAUGAGUACACGAAAUAUAAAUGGAGCAAUGCCUUCAUGAUGUCGGUUACAAAUUUCUACGACAAGCAGGAUCUUUUAAUGCCCAAGAUGGGAUACAAGGAAGAGGAGCUUAUCCACAAGGAGUAUCUGCAGAGCGAUGAGGCUAAGUUUGGUAAAAAUACUAUGCCUGAGAUCAACUACUACGGCAUGGCCGAGUCUGCCGUCGAGGAUUACAUUCGAGAUGCCUUCAAGACGGCUAAUGAGAAGAACGAGCGACUCUUCCUGUCUCACCUGACUAGUACCGCUCACCACCCGUUCAAAAUGCCCGACGAGGAAACUUAUGUGCCCCUUGCGCCCGAAGGCAAGCUCGAAGACCUUUCGCACUACGUGAACACUGUUGGAUUCGUUGACCGAUGGCUGGGAAAGAUUUUGCAAAUCAUCGAGGAGGAGGGGUCUUCCAACAACACACUGGUGGUCAUGGUGGGUGACCACGGCCUAUCGGUUCCCGAAACCGGCGCGGUUACGCCGUAUUAUCAGCCCAAUGUCGGUAACUUUCAUGUCCCCCUGGUCAUGUCACACCCGAAGCUUCCUCCCAUCGACAUCAACACUCCGGUCAACUCGAUAUCUAUUCUGCCCACAAUUCUGGACCUGCUCAUUGAGACGGGCUCGCUGUCUCCGUCUGAACGCCAAGCCGCAUCUGACCUAGUUCGCAACUACGAAGGCCAGUCGCUCAUCCGACCUCUGCAGAUGUCAUCGAAGCAUACUGGCCAGGCCGACUGGCAGUUCACGAUUAUGAACACUGGCCGAGCCCAGGUUGCCACCCGUAGCGCACGAGAUCCCAACUGGCGGCUGGUGGUACCUGUGAUCAAGGACAUUGAGUGGAGAUUUACGAAUCUCGAAAAAGAUCCGCACGAAAAAGACGGAGUUCUUUCGUUUGACUUUGUCACCUUCCUGAACAGCGUGGAGAAGAAGUACGGAUCGGAUGCAGCCAAAUGGGCUGAGGAGGCGUCCUUCAUGACGCGGUGGUGGGUCGAUGAAAAUGCAAAGCGAUGGCGUUAUACUCCCUGA
Metarhizium brunneum ARSEF 3297 is the source of this 2403-nucleotide messenger RNA. RefSeq lists its product as uncharacterized. The record is from RefSeq and is a predicted model, not a curated record. Lineage: Eukaryota; Fungi; Ascomycota; Sordariomycetes; Hypocreales; Clavicipitaceae.